ACCGACGCUGGUCGUCCUGCGAAAAGAGUUGCCGAGAAUAACAACAACCCUCCCUGCCUUGUGCCACACAGAUCGGAUCCCGGUCAGCACCCCCACCCCCAAGCCACCCCGCCUCACAGCGCCAGCACGGGGCGCAUCCGCAUCAACCAGCCGGCCAGCAUACCGCACCACCAUCAUGGGGGCCAACUUCAACCCCGACGAUAUUUAUCAGUUGAUCAGGGACCGCCGCCUCCUAGCCGACCCAUAUAGCCAAGUGCCGGUUGAAAACGACGGCGAUGAGCCCCACUGGCUGCCGCCACUGACAACGGGUGAUCUGCUGGAAGACGCCGACGAAUCCCAAGACGGCACCGACUCUGCGCGGUCCAACGGCGCUCAGUCCGACUACACCACCGCGUCGACUGUCACCUCCGAGACGUCCACAAUGCGGUCCACCGCUUCUCGCUCUGACUUCAGUGGUCGAUACGGCCAUCGGAAUACGACACAUAUCACGACGCCCACAGAAUAUCCGCACAACCCUUUGCCGUCGUUUGAGCAACAAUUCCAAGCCCCCAGCGCCGCCCCGGCGCGUCCUGAUCAAAUCCUCUGGUGCGAGUUUUCCGGGCUCCUGAACUGCACUGCGACGUUCCGCCUUGACGAGGAACGCGAGUGGAUCCAGCAUCACGUCGACGACCACCUGGGCAACCGCUUCCCGCAGACGCUCAUGUGCUGGUUCUGCGAUUACGUCCCCUUCGUCGCCCAAGAUCCCAGCAACGUUUUCGCCAACUUUGUGGACCGCAUGCAGCAUGUAAGAGACCAUAUCCUCCGUGAUUACUAUGCGAGUGCAAACACGCGGCGCGAUCUCCACCUUGCCCAGCACUUGCACGAGCACGGUACCCUGGACGACAGGAAGUUCGAGGUCGCCAUGCAGUACGAGGAAUUGCCCGACGUUUACCGCCUCACCGGCGAUCAUUCGUUCCCGACGUCGUCAUCGUCGUAUCAGCAGCCACUUGGCCAGGAUGGAGUGGUCGGAUACCACGAUCUGAGAAAAGAAGAACGCGAGCGGCGGCGCAAGCCAAGGGAAGCACAAAAGUCCAGCCGCAGACGAUAAGAAGAUGGGGGGGAACAAGCCGCGAACACACUUGAUUUGGCAG
Molecule: messenger RNA, 1130 nt
Organism: Chaetomium fimeti
Lineage: Eukaryota; Fungi; Ascomycota; Sordariomycetes; Sordariales; Chaetomiaceae
Exons: 2
Coding region: 176-1087 (303 amino acids)
Source: RefSeq, a predicted model, not a curated record